GUUGACGCGAUGCAUUCGUGCGCAGCCUAUCGGAAAUAUUGGGGGACGUGCGACAGCAACUUGAACGUGCGCGCUGGAGUGAGCUCGCGGACGUGCGCGCUAUGUUCAGACAGUUUCUUUGGGACGCAGCUGCAGAUCGACUGCGACCUCCGCUCCCUCGCAGACCAGAUCCAGAUGGCGAUCAGGAGAAACGAGUGCAACGGCACCUUCAGCACCACCACCGAGGCGAAGGAGCACGGGCAA
Molecule: messenger RNA, 243 nt
Organism: Prorocentrum cordatum
Lineage: Eukaryota; Dinophyceae; Prorocentrales; Prorocentraceae
Source: the annotation of a GenBank genome assembly